Lymnaea stagnalis (great pond snail) is the source of this 968-nucleotide messenger RNA. The record is from the annotation of a GenBank genome assembly. Lineage: Eukaryota; Metazoa; Mollusca; Gastropoda; Lymnaeidae.
CUUCCUAGGCCAGCCUACCACUUGCAGACUAGUCUCAACACUUCAAGACUUUGAUCAGAUCUCACAGGAACUGACCAAGAAGUGGACCAGUCAGCUGCAAGAAUGUUUCGGACAUUUGUGGCGUCGUAAAAAUGCCAUGAUGAGUGAUGUAAAGAUGGACCAGAUGACCAUCGCAAAAGAGGAAGAGAAUUUGAAAUGUGUGAAUGCAGGAAUCGUUUCCAAAGACAAGGACAAAAAUAGUGUUACAGACAUAGGACUUCAUCCAUCUGUGUCACAGACACCUUGUUGUGUAGAGGACUUUGGUCCUAAAUGUAUGUCAGCAAUCCCAAGUCAUUUCGGUGCUUCCUCAGAUUGCGACGUCACUGAUGACACCGACAGGGAUUUGGCUGUUGCCACAUAUUCACCUUCUACAGACACUGGUGUUGCCACAUAUUCACCUUCUACAGAUACUGUUUUGGUGAAAGAAGAAAUAGAAUUGAAUUGUCAUCAGGAAGCUUGUAUACAUCAGGAUGUGAACAGACUCAGUCUUAAAGAACCGUCACUCACAUUUUUACAUGAAAUCAGCAGCAAUGUCCAAUGUGAGUUGAUAAAACCAACAGAAAAGCAAUCUUCCAUUGAGUGCAGUGUUCAGCAUAAUAAUAAUAGUUGUGAAAAUGCAGUCGUACAGUGUUCCUGUGAUUCAUCUUUGGAAAACUCAAACGUCUCCACCAUCUGUUUACAUCAUGUGUGUUGCGCGGUGACAGAGAAUUUGGCGUUCUCUAGGGCCUUGACCUUGACUGCCGCCGCAGACGAGUUAAAAACUGCAAGGGAAACAACAAUGAGUACAGAAGCAGCCUCGGAAAGAAGCGUGUUCCUGCACAAGGUUACUGGAGAUCUGCUAACAGGGGGAAAUGAUACAAAAUCUCAGACCACAGACAAAACUAAAAAUGAAGCAUCAACAAUGAGCUCAGAUUCUGAGAUGAGCAGGG